AUGUCACGUCAACUCGAUCGUAGCAGUUACUUUUUUACAAGAAAAGAAAAUGAAAAGUUGUUCCAUGAUCUUAUAGAUGUUUUCUGUUGUCACAUAUGGCACUUUGCUGACACUUAUGAUGUGUGCUCCAAAACUAGAGGUCCUUUUGGUACCAUGAGGUUCAGAGCUGAGCAAUCACAUGGUGCAAACAAUGAUAACGACAUUGCUAUCAGACUCUUGGAGCCCAUUAAGGAGCAGUUUUCCACCCUCUCCUAUGUUGCUUUCCAUCAAUUGGCUGGUGUUGUUGCUGUUGAAGUUACUAGAGGAUCUGAUGUUCCCUUUCACCCUGACAGAGAGGUUAGUCAGAGUAUCUCUGCAGCUUUUUAG
Messenger RNA from Capsicum annuum, 366 nucleotides. Its product is annotated as L-ascorbate peroxidase 1, cytosolic-like. The transcript has 2 exons. Lineage: Eukaryota; Viridiplantae; Streptophyta; Magnoliopsida; Solanales; Solanaceae. Gene Ontology annotation, molecular function: peroxidase activity; heme binding. The record is from RefSeq and is a predicted model, not a curated record. Gene Ontology annotation, biological process: cellular response to oxidative stress; response to reactive oxygen species; hydrogen peroxide catabolic process. The coding region runs from base 1 to 366 and encodes 121 amino acids.